AUGGCUACCCCUAGUGUCCUCGCUUUUGACGCUAAGGGUCGGGCCAUUGACUUUGACGUCUGGAUAGAUGACCUGCAGCUUUUCUUACAGUGCGAUAGGGCAGACGGUCUCUCUCUCUUUGACCUCACCUCUGGUGCCUCUCCUGCCCCUGCUGCUGAUGCUGACGCCACUGUUUGCUCACAGUGGGCCACACGCGAUGCUGCUGCCCGUCUUGCUGUGCGUCGCCACCUGCCUACCUCUGAGCGUGCGCACUUUAGUCAGUACAAGAGUGCUCAGACCUUGGACCACUUCCUCUCAGUCUAUCCCACCACUCUCACCGUUGACCUCCUCGAGAAGGCCCUCCUAGUAGCGGAGAAGAGCAUAGUCGCUAUAGGAGCCUCUCGUGGUGACCCCCGCACCCCGUCUUUGAGGGGUGUUCUCCCUCCCCCCUCUUGCCCUCUGUUGCUUCUGCUGCUGCGGCCGACCUUGUUGGUUUUGAGUCGGUCGGCGCUGCGUCUGCCCCUUCGGGGAAGCGCCGCACAGGCAAGAGCAAGAGGGGCAAGGGCGCUGGAGGAGCUGGUGGGGGCGGUGGAGGUGGCGGUGGAGCCGUCGGAGGGGGUGGGGGUGGGAGUGGGGGUGGUCGAGGGGGUGGAGGUGCCGGUGGCAGCAGUGGAAGCGGAUGCGGCGGCGGUGGUGGCGGAGGGAGCGGAGGCGGCAGUGGUGGCGGAGGCGGCGGAGGUGGCGGAGCCAGCGGAGGUGGCGGUGGAGCUGGUCGCAGUUCUGCGCAGAGGAGUGGCUCCGGUGCGGGGUGGGGGUACUGGUUCGUGCACCUACGUCCUGCGCACCGGCGACCGUGCGGGUGAGCAGUGUGGGGGUGCGCACCCCACCCAGCGCUGCUUUGGCCGCCUGACGGACGCGUGGCGUCACCAGUUCCCUGAGGCCACAGAGAUCCCUCGCAAGGGCGAGAUGUCUAGGGCGGGGGUAGCUAUCUUUGACCUUGACUUUGAUGCUAUUCGUCUGCCAUGUACUGGUGAGGCUGCUGCUCUAGGUGCUUGCGAGGCUGCUGCUCUAGGUGCUAGUGCGUCUGCGUUCUCAGAUGCUGGUGAGUCUGCUCUCUCAGGUACUGCGUCGGCUUCGGCCUCCCUCACCUUCACCCUUGACUUUGGGGCUUCUCGCUCCUUCUUUCGAGACCGCACCUCACUCACGCCGCUUGGUCGACCGGUUGCAGUGUCUCUGGCUGACCCCUCUGGGGGUCCUGUCCUUGCUCACUUCUCCACAGUCCUCCCGUGUCCGGCGGCUCCCUCUGGCAUCCUGUCUGGUCUUUACCUCCCCUCGUUCUCUACGAACUUGGUGAGUGGUGCUGACCUACAGGAUGGGGGGGUGCACCAGGUCACUCCUGCGAGUCAGCGGGUGACACACUGCACUGAGGCUCGGACAGGCCGACACUUGGCCACGUUUACACGUCAGCCGGGGUCGAGCCUGUACACACUGAUUACUGAGUCUCCUCCAGUCACUGCGUCUGGGCGGGUAGCUGCGUCUGGUCAGGUGUUUGCUGCAGCGUCCAGGUCUGGUCUUGAGUCUGCCCCCUGUUCGUUUCGUCUCCUGUCUCACGAGACUCUCCUCUGGCACCACCGCCUUGGUCACCCCUCUCUGCUUCGUCUCAGAGGCAUGGCCUCCCGUUUCCUUGUUCCUGGUCUUCCCCGGUCCCUCCCUCCCCUUCCUCCUGGGCCUGGCCCUACCUAUGUCCCCUGUGUCGAGGGGCGGCAGCGGGCUGCCCCUCACUCCUCCCAGUUUCCUCCGACAGAGGCCCUGCUGCAGACGCUUCACAUGGACGUGUGGGGCCCAGCCCGCGUCCGUGGACAGGGUCACGAGCGCUACUUCCUGCUGGUGGUUGACGACUACUCGCGUUACACCACAGUCUUCCCCUUGCGCAGCAAGGGUGAUGUCACUGAGGCGGAGAGUUCUCCUCUGGCCUUCUGCAAGCCUACUGUCGUGCACGAAGCAUCCGUCAGACCUUCACGCUUCCGCACUCUCCACAGCUAA
This is a messenger RNA of Closterium sp. NIES-65, 2022 nucleotides long. The record is from the annotation of a GenBank genome assembly. Lineage: Eukaryota; Viridiplantae; Streptophyta; Zygnematophyceae; Desmidiales; Closteriaceae.